Molecule: messenger RNA, 1348 nt
Organism: Chrysemys picta bellii (western painted turtle)
Lineage: Eukaryota; Metazoa; Chordata; Testudines; Emydidae
Gene: LRPAP1
Product: LDL receptor related protein associated protein 1
Biological process (GO): negative regulation of receptor internalization; negative regulation of very-low-density lipoprotein particle clearance
Cellular component (GO): endosome; cis-Golgi network; endoplasmic reticulum
Molecular function (GO): very-low-density lipoprotein particle receptor binding; heparin binding; receptor antagonist activity
Source: RefSeq, a predicted model, not a curated record
GGGUUGUAGUUUUCCUCUUAUCCAGGCCGGCUGCUUGCUUGGGUGACUCUCUGCAGCAGCUGUCGCAGCAAGAGGAGGCGGGGGGACGAUGUCUGCCGUUUGGGAGCUGCUGGCUCUGAGCUCCUCUCUGCUGCUGGUUGUCUUGGCGCAAGGGGGCAAAUACUCCAGGGAGGUGAAUGAGGCUGCUACAGCCGGCAGCCCGAAGCGCCAGGAGGCCGGGGAGUUCAGGGUUGUGAAGCUGAACCAGAUCUGGGAGAAAGCGCAGCGGCUUCAUCUAUCGGCAGUAAAAUUGGCAGAGCUACAUAGUGACCUCAAAAUACAAGAAAAGGAUGAGCUGAGCUGGAAAAAGCUGAAGGCUGAAGGGCUUGAUGAAGAUGGAGAAAAAGAAGCCAAACUUAGACGCAAUUUAAAUGUAAUUAUGACUAAAUAUGGAAUGAAUGGAAAGAAAGAUGCCCAACUAGUAGAUACCAAUUACAUUAAAGAUGGCACAGAAAGUGAUGUGCUAGAUGAUCCAAGACUGGAGAAAUUAUGGAGCAAGGCCAAGACCUCUGGGAAGUUUUCCGAUCAGGAGCUGGAUAAGCUAUGGCGGGAAUUUAAGCAUCACAAAGAAAAGAUUCACGAAUAUAAUAUCCUGUUAGAGACUGUGAGCAGAACAGAAGAAAUCCACAAAAAUAUGAUCAAUCCAUCUGAAGAGGACCAAUUCAAAGAGGAAAUCUUGCAUGGCAAACACACAGAACUCAAAGACAAAAUGCGAAGCAUCAAUCAAGGGCUUGAUCGUUUACGUAAAAUCAGCCACCAAGGAUAUGACCCAGCCAGUGAAUUUGAUGAACCCAGAGUGAUUGACUUAUGGGACAUGGCCAAAUCAGCCAACUUUACUGAGAAAGAACUCGAAUCAUUUCGGGAGGAGCUGAAACACUUUGAAGCAAAAAUUGAAAAACAUCAUCAUUACCAAAAACAGCUAGAGAUUUCCCAUCAGAAACUGAAGCAUGUGGAGGGAACGGGCGAUAAAGAUCAUCUGAGCAGAAACAAAGAGAAAUAUGUCAUGCUAGAAGAAAAGACUAAAGAAUUGGGAUACAAGGUAAAGAAGCACCUACAAGACUUAUCAAGUAGACUCUCAAGAGGUCUUCAACACAACGAACUCUGAACGUAUUUUCCAUGUUGUGAGAUCAAUAUACCCAAUAGAUCACUUUUCCUGGGACUUAUCGAAUACCUAGAGAAGCAGAUAAUUAAAUAUAUUAAGCACCCAACAGGAUUGUCCUUUGUAAGGAAUAUGUUUUCAGUGCUUUUACAUUUUAGUCACUGAACUGAUACUGUGAGAGUCAAAUUAAAUGAACCAGUUAUAAAUAUA